GAAGUCAGUUUAUCAUGGAACUUCAGUGAUAAAACGUCGCAAUGAAAUAUUCCGCAAUUCUUGGUGUCUUUCUAACCUACAGUGCAUCUUGUUUAGCCGCCAGCUCCAUUUGCGUAUCCCACAGUGACUGUGGAGGAUGCCUCCAGGCUGACUUCACCUGUUCCUGGUGCACUGAUCGCAACUACGACAUGCGAAAGGUGCGUUGCAUGACCAAAGCAGAUCUCAUUGAAUCGGGAUGCCGUCCGGAUUUCAUCCUUUCCAAUGUGAAACACGAAGUGGAAUACGUGAAAAAUGAACGACCAAUGGAUUUCACUAAAUCCAAUCCUAAUGCCAUCCAGAUUCAGCCACAGCACCUUAAGUUAAAGCUGCAAAAACAACGCACCCAGACUAUUAAAAUGACAUACAAGCCGGCGAAGAAUUAUCCAUUGGACUUGUACUACCUUAUGGACCUCACAGUGUCCAUGAGAGAUGAUAAGGAUACUCUGGUCACAAUGGGAGGCAGCCUGGCCAAUGCUCUCUAUGAACUAACUGAGAAUUACAGACUGGGAUUUGGGAGCUUUGCUGACAAGCCCAAAAUGCCAUUUAUCUUCCCGGAUGAGAAGUACGUGGACAAUCCUUGUGCUCCCGAAAAGGAAGUCUGCGAACCGGCUUACGGCUUCCGCCACAGACUCAGUUUCACGGAAAACAUUGAGAGAUUCGUUGAGAAGGUGAAUUCGAGCGAUGUAACAGGGAAUGUGGACAAUCUGGAGGGUGGCCUGGAUGCCCUGAUGCAGAUAUUGGUGUGCGGUGAUAAGAUUGGAUGGAAGGAAAGAGCACGUAAGAUUAUCGUCCUUGCAUCCGAUGGAUUAAUGCACUUUGCAGGAGAUGGAUUGCUAGCUGGCAUUGUGAUGAAGAAUGAUCAAUUGUGUCAUCUGAGUGAGGAGGGAGAGUAUCUAGCCUCUACUAAAAUUGAUUAUCCUUCCGUUGAGGAGAUCUACAGGACUCUGGCCAAGCACAAAGUCAGCAUAAUAUUUGCAGUAACCAGAGAUGUACACAGUCAUUACGAUCAGAUUCACAAUCUUCUCUAUGGAAUGUCCAGUGUUGGAACAUUGAUGUUGGACUCAUCGAAUAUCCUGGAACUUGUCCGGGAUGGCUACCAGGAAUUCGUCAAACAAGUAGAAUUCUUUGACAAUGCUCCUCCUCACAUUAGAAUCGAUUAUGAGACAAAUUGUGGAGGAUUCUACAAGUUCCGGAAAACCCAGAGGCGGUGUGAUAAUGUAGAAAUUGAUAAGAACUACGAGUUCUACAUCAACAUCACCCUCCUGGACAUCCCCGAGGACGGAAGGACAAAGGACACCGUUCGAAUUGAAGAGUCUCACAUUACUGAUGAAUCCUUAACCCUCGACAUAGAAAUUGAGGAUGAUUGCAAGUGUCUGAAGCUGGAAGAAGGUGAAGCAGGAAGUCCACUGUGCAAUUACAAUGGCGAAAUGAGGUGUGGAAUGUGCCUCUGUGACUCAGGAUGGACCGGAAGGCAGUGCGAGUGUGAUUUGUCGGAUUUCAACAGUUACAGGGCUCUGGAGAACAACUGCCGAAUGCCAAUAGUUGAUCCGGCUACCAAUGAGACGACGUACGGACCAACUUGUUCAGAUCGUGGGCAGUGCAUCUGCGGAGAGUGCUUCUGUAAUGCUGAAGUCGACGGGAAGUACUGUGAAUGCCAGGCCUGUCCCCUAAACAAGGGCAAGGAGUGUUCAGAUCAUGGUACUUGUGAUUGUGGAGUAUGCAAGUGUCAUCCCAGUUGGACAGGAGAUCAAUGUCAGUGUCCAGCCACUUCAGUUUGCUUUGCACCCAAUUCUGAUGUCGAGUGUUCAGGCAAGGGAAAAUGCGAGUGUGGCAGAUGUGUCUGCAAUUCCGGAUCAAUUGGGAAGUUCUGCGAGAGCGAAAGCACCGAAGGAUCAUCCCUGUGCGCCUUCUACGAAGACUGCGUUCUCUGUCUAAUUCAUCGAUACGAAGGAGAAGAAUGUCAGAAUGUCAAGGAGCUAUGUUCCUCCAAGGAUGGUCAUGAGUAUCACUAUGAAUUUAUCCAGAGGCAGCCAGAUGUCUCCGAGAUUCGUUGCGUCGUGAACACCAAGCAUAAAAGCGAUCCCAACAUAACUUGUCGACAUGAGUUUGUCUACGAUAACACCAUGGAUGGUGAAACAUUCCUGAAGAUCCUGCACAGAAAUUGUCAACCUGUGAAUACAGCAUUUAUAUCAAUAAUGGUGAUCAUUGCAACAAUAAUUGUUGGACUCUUUAUAGUUCUCGUGAUAAAAUGCCACAACAUUGUGCAAGAUCGCAGGGAGUGGGCUAAGUUUGAGGAAGAACGACAGAAUACGCAGUAUCAUGAACUAAAUAGAAUUUAUAAGACACCUAUAACUAAAUUUGAGGUUCCAGAAGAAUACAGGCAAUCGCUACCUGAACCAACUUUCGAAGUCCUGGAUUCGCCAACGAAAUCGAGUAUUUGAGAUCUUUUAUGUAAUAUCAUUCAGUUUCACCAACAUUUUUGGAUUAAAACUUUUUUUAAAUACAAAGAAA
Molecule: messenger RNA, 2550 nt
Organism: Phlebotomus papatasi
Lineage: Eukaryota; Metazoa; Arthropoda; Insecta; Diptera; Psychodidae
Gene: Itgbn
Product: integrin beta-nu
Exons: 3
Coding region: 42-2480 (812 amino acids)
Biological process (GO): cell adhesion mediated by integrin; cell migration; cell-matrix adhesion
Cellular component (GO): focal adhesion; cell surface; integrin complex
Molecular function (GO): integrin binding
Source: RefSeq, a predicted model, not a curated record